Galleria mellonella (greater wax moth) is the source of this 7570-nucleotide messenger RNA. RefSeq names its product probable beta-hexosaminidase fdl (gene FDL). Gene Ontology annotation, molecular function: beta-N-acetylhexosaminidase activity. The record is from RefSeq and is a predicted model, not a curated record. Gene Ontology annotation, cellular component: membrane. The coding region runs from base 653 to 2566 and encodes 637 amino acids. Gene Ontology annotation, biological process: glycosaminoglycan metabolic process; carbohydrate metabolic process; ganglioside catabolic process. Lineage: Eukaryota; Metazoa; Arthropoda; Insecta; Lepidoptera; Pyralidae. The transcript has 5 exons.
UCUUAUAUUGUUCUAUAUCUGUAUUGCUCUUUGUUUUUUGAGUAUAAUAUUUUACGUCAAAAAUUUUGUCACAAAUUGCGGCUUAAAAAUUAUAAAAAUACCUCCAACAUUUACUCAACAAUAAAUGUAAAAUAAAGUAGAAAAAAAGGCAACUUUCACUUACAAUUUUUGCUAUUGUAUUUAAUCGCCUAGUGAGGUUAGACUGCCAAAUAGAAUUAAUGUUGUUUUGACAUGUCUACCUAUUUUGCAAAUUUUGUAUUUUUAUUACUAUCAUAAGACGAUUGAAUAUUUAUUAAAUUUUGUAUUACCUACUUAAGGAAAGAGUGACUUAGAUAUGUAAUAAAGACGGUGAAAUAUAAAUAAAAUUGAGGUUUAUGAAAGUGACAGUGUUGUUCUUUUUUGAUAUAAAUUUAAUAUUGUUUUAUAUUAGAUAGGACAUCAAGUUUUUAUUUAAAUUACUUAACUCAAGUUCACGUGAAGUGUGAUAGAAUCUGUUUGGAUUUGUGAAAAUAAUUUGGUGCAUUUUAACACGACAAACUGAGAGAAGAAUGUAAGAAAUACAAUGUCACAUUUAACAUAAUGCUCAAAUAUAGAAGACUGCCUUGAGGCCUAAUUUUUUUUAUUAGUAUGACGCAUCAAUCGAACCGCUAAGAUGAAGUCGUGGGGAGAAGCGCUAGGGCGCGGAGUAUCUGCCCCCUUCUCUCGCGUGGGGCGACUACGCCGCGCUCUCGUGCUGCUGGGUGCCGUGGCGUGCACUGGUGCCGCCCUUCUCUACUGGCGUCAACAGAGUAACGAACUCACACAUAGGCCCUUACAAAGUGUCUACACGGGUGCUGAACCACAAUGGACUUGGAUAUGUCGAAACGACCGAUGUGAACGAAUGCUCGCUUCAGAAACAACAACGCUGCAAUCCUUACCUACGUGCAAUAUGUUAUGUGCCUCCACACAGCUUUGGCCGCAACCAACAGGACCUGUCAGUCUCGCCACUGCCGCGGUGCCAAUAAGAUCUGCAGGAAUUUCUCUGCAAGUUAUCGCUUCACCAUCCCGUGAUGUCGAGAAGCAUCUACAUGAUGCUUUUGCACUCAUGAAAGAGGACAUGCGAGAUCUAGAAAAAAGUAUCAGCGGUGAAAAUAGACGCAGUGAAGUAGGGCCACCGCGAGAUGUACUAGUACGUGUCGCAGUUAACGGCAGCGCAGAUCCCCGCAUGCGGUUAGAUACCGAUGAAAGCUACAAAUUAAGAUUAAGACCAUUAGGUAAUUCCUUAGUGGUUGAUAUAACGGCGCAUUCAUUUUGUGGCGCCCGACACGGAUUUGAAACUCUAUCUCAGCUAGUUUGGCUAGAUCCUUACGCACAGAGUCUAUUAGUUUUAGAAGCAGCGACUGUAGAAGACGCACCACGCUUUAAAUAUAGAGGAUUCCUACUAGAUACCGCGCGAAACUAUUUUCCAGUAGGUGAAUUAAUAAGAACAAUCGAUGCUAUGGCCGCCUGCAAACUUAACACGUUUCAUUGGCAUGUGAGUGAUUCUCAGUCAUUCCCACUGAGAUUAAAUAGUGCACCUCAAUUAGCACAACAUGGAGCAUAUGGACCGGGCGCCAUUUACACAAUGGACGAAGUGAGAGCAAUAGUCCGUCAUGCAAAGCUACGAGGUAUUCGCGUAUUAUUAGAAGUUGAUGCACCGGCGCAUGUAGGCCGUGCUUGGGAUUGGGGCCCUGCGGCAGGACUCGGUCAUUUAGCAUAUUGUAUAGAAGCUGAACCGUGGAGUGCCUAUUGCGGCGAACCUCCAUGUGGACAAUUAAAUCCACGUAAUCCUCACGUAUACGAAUUACUUGAACGCAUAUACGCUGAGAUUAUUCAGGUGACCGAAGUCGACGAUCUGUUUCAUCUCGGCGGCGACGAAGUUUCCGAACGCUGCUGGGCGCAGCAUUUUAACGAUACCGAUCCCAUGGAACUUUGGUUUGAAUUCACACGACGGGCUAUGAGCGCGUUAGAGAGCGCCAACGGUGGUAAAGCGCCAGAAUUAACACUUUUGUGGUCGUCUCGAUUAACACGUUCGCCAUACUUGGAAAGAUUGGAUCCUAAACAUUUCGGCGUGCAAAUAUGGGGCGCAUCGAGAUGGCCGGAAUCACGAGCGGUCCUCGACGCUGGCUUCCGCUCGGUAAUUUCGCACGUUGACGCGUGGUACUUAGACUGUGGAUUCGGAUCGUGGCGUGACAGUUCUGAUGGGCACUGCGGCCCCUACCGCUCAUGGCAGCAGGUAUACGAGCAUCGGCCUUGGAUAGAAGAGGCACCAAUGCCCGCAGGCAUGGGAGACGCCUUGCCAUGGCGAGUGGAAGGCGGUGCCGCGUGUCAGUGGACUGAACAGCUUGGCCCUGGGGGUUUGGACGCACGGGUAUGGCCUCGCACGGCAGCAAUGGCGGAGCGGCUGUGGUCGGACCGUGCGGAGGGUGCGGCGGCAGACGUGUACUUACGUCUUGAUACACAGCGCUCACGACUGGUAGCUCGAGGAAUUCGGGCGGCACCACUGUGGCCGCGCUGGUGUUCACACAAUCCACAUGCUUGCCUAUAGCCGACCGCGUCUCCUUCACCCUCCACACCUUCAUCACCUUCCGAACCACGACCGCCAAGUGCCGUCGGCGCUCUUCGUGGCUGAAAUAUCUCAUUGCGCCUGCGAUAACCCCCGUGGUUGGUGAUUGGAUGAUUGAAUUCUCGGUCAAAUCAGUUUAAAAACUUUUUCUAAAUUGACUAAGUUCUGAAAAUUUUGAGUUGGUCGUUGUUUGGUUUCUCAGGUCACAAGUUAUUCUAAUUUUGAAAACCAAGCAAACGAUAUAAUUUGUAUGGCGCUUAUUUAACGCCAUCUAGUUUUCAUACAAGUUACUUAAUGAGGAUUUGGUUUACAAUUAAUUCUAUUUGAUUUAUUAACUUUACUGAUGAUUGUGACCCGUUGCAAUCUAUCUCUAUGCAAUCAAUGCUAUGACAGUAAUAUAAUUUUUUUUAUAAGAGAGGCAGUCACAAAUGUAAUCGAAUGAGAUUUUUAGGGCAUCUACACAAUGACUUUUCUUGUACAUAAUAAUAAUUAGUAAACAUUAGUUAGAUAUCUUUAUAUACUUAAGAGAGUAGAUAGAAAUUUGUACAGCGCUUGUAAUUAUAAUUAGGUAGAUCACAAACAUUAAAUUUGAAGGUUGAACAAUAGGUAAACGCAGCCUACUUUGAAUAGAUACAUAGAUAGCCGUUAGAUUUAUUAUAAAAUAGAUAAUUUACUCGAAUUACCAAUAUUAAGUGCCCACCGAUAUACUCGACUGCUACCGACAUUAGGCUGAUAGCGCAUUGGAUACUAUCGCUGGUAGAUUAUGCUAUUGGAUAGUUGUAAACAUGAUGUACUCGACCUUUAUUUAGUAAGUAAUUUAUGCGUCUAACCUGCUUAUUUAUAAAAACUAAAAUCUUGUACAAAAUUUAUUUUAACUAUUACAGUAUUUUGUCACUUUCUUUAAAACUGCGAAUUUAGAAAAAAAAGACAAAACACUUCAAUAGCUAAAAUAUAUUCAUAAAAUGUUUGAUUAUGAAUAAGGCGUAAAUUUAUAAAUUAUAACUCAGUCGCUGAAUAAUAAAUUUAAGCGGCAAUAUGGUACAUCAGUGUUUGCAACUACCAAUCGUAACAAGACAGCAGCUAAACAAGAAUCGCUCACAGUUCAUUUUAAACUUUUGCAUUUCUUACAGAAUUAUUAUUCCUCAAGUGAUAGUAACCAAAGUGUGAACAAUCUGAGUCGGUAGCGAUUGCCGUUCGGUCCCUAACCAACAUGCCCAAUGAUAAUUGCCCGCUAAUAAACGAAUUACCCAAAUUCCAUAGACAUUAAUAAUAACAGAUGAUGGGGUAAAUUCUCAUUAUACAAUUUCUCAAUAAAAAAUACUUAUCACUUUAUUAUUCUAUAUAGAUUUUUUUAAAAAUUCAAGGUCAAACUUCAAAAAUAAUUUUGUAUGUUUUUGCAGUUUAAUCAGUAUGAUUUUACAGUUUAUGGAAACAUUUUUUUUUUUUUUAAAUAAAAAAUAGAUAACAUAGUUUCAUCUCAUACCUAUUCUAUUUCUAAUGAGAGUGUUUAUACCGUUUAAGUUAGACGCUAAUAUUUUUUUCAAUGAUCUUCAGAUUAUUUGUUAUCCCAUCAUCUAUGGUGGGUCUAAUAAGCAUGCAAAGGGUAACUUACCAAGUCUAUAAUUUGUUAUUGUACACGCGCGCAAUUCAAAUAGACUCGACUGUAGACACGCAAAUGUGAUUAACAAUGUUAAUGAUAGGAAAAACGCUAUUGCAACUAGUAUAUAAAUUAUAUGUAUAAUAUAUAUUUAUAUAAUACAAUUUAACAGUAGCUAUAAAUAUAAUUUAUUAAUAUUCGCAAAUUGUUCUCAUUAUUUUCAAAUUGAGCUCUUCAAUUUUCACUUCUUAUAAUUAGGAAAUUCUUAAACAAUCAUUGGUAAUUAUUAUAGGAAAUAAAAAUAUAAGUACUGAGUUAACCCAGAUGAGUUAGAGUAGGAUACAAUCGAUCGUUGCUAAUGUGGUGAACGUAAUAGUGGGCAAAUAUGGCGCCGUCUGUACGAUCAAUUAGAUUUGUUGAUGGUAUUUUCCUACGUCGAAAGAUUAGCUUAUAAUUAAAAAUGUGCACAAAUUAAUGCUAAUUGAUAAUUUAUUUAAUAAAUUUAGAAAUUUUUAUACAUUUGUUCUUUUUAUUUCUAAAUUUUACAUUUUUAUAGAAUUUUAAAGCUUAAAUAGUGUAAAAGUUUGUCGUUAAAGUGAUUUUUUAACUGAAAAAAAAUAAUGACCCAAUCGCAAUUUUAAUAUGUAAUAUUGUCAAAAUUGUACAUUUUUGUUUUAAACCCUUUAAAAAAGUUUUUUUUAACUGUUAAUGAAAUAAACAAUUGAACAUUUUAUUAUGUGUAAGUACUAAUGUAAAAGUUUAAUAUAUAUAAAUACUCAAUAUAUCUAUAUAUCUUUCCAUUUAAUUUUCUAUUUCUAUUUUUGCACAAUAUAAAACGUUUAGUAAGUUGUUAUAAAUUAACAAUUUGAAAGCGAACUGGUUCAGUAAAUACCAUACGCGGGUUAACAAUGCAAUUGUAAAAUGCGCAGCUGAUUUUAAUCAAACUUUAUUCGAAUUAAUCAUUUUGUAUUAUUUUAUUUUAUCACUGCUAUGGAGCCUACAAAAAUUGUCGCAUUUAUAUUUAAUAUUGUUAUAACAUAUUAAAGUCUAUUAUGUUAUAACAAUAUUAGUUGUUGUUGUAAAGUUAACAUCACAUGCUUAGUGAUAAUAAGUUAACAACAUCAUUACUUAAAUGAUCAAUCCCACCAAUAAUAAAUCUUGGUGUAGUGUGCAAAUAAUAUCAUAACAUUUGAAGAGUGUUAUUUUAUUUAAACAUGGUAACUCUACUCUCGUCUGUGAUCACUGAUUACCAAUUGCCAAGCGUGAUCGCUACCAUCAUUAUAGCAUAUCUCAAUUUUACAACAAUAUUCUAUAUAUACACUUGGGUCGAUUCUAAAUCGCCAUCUCUCUAAUCUUAUCUCCGAAUAUUUUAAUAUAGUAAUUUCGUAAAAUUACUGUUGUGUCCUGAACUAGAAUAUUUUUGUUUAUUUAAAACUAUUAGCAAAAUUAAUUCAUAUUGGUCCUUACAAUAAAGAUUUCGGUGUGAUAUGAAAUUAUAAUUUUAAAAAUAGGUUUAAACAAUUAGCGAUUCAGAAUUGACCCCACUGACUUAUCUUUAAUGUAACUUAUAAUAAGUGAUAUUCGAAAAACUUUAAUAUAACCGCAAUGCACUAACAUUUAAAUAUGAAAAAAUACUCGAAUAUAGAGCGUUAUCUUUUAAAUUGUAUUACCCUAUUUAAUAAGUAUUAUUCGCCCAUUCGGCCACCUUAGACGUUCAAACUGCCAAAUAGGUCACAAAUAAUGUUUUGUUGUUAAUUAAAUUAAUGUGUGUUGCGUUUUUUUUUAAUGGGUGAUAAUGGAAUGGUAACCCCGCCUGCGCUAUCGGGAUACGCUGGCGGAGCACCAGUGAAGAAUGAUAGGUGAGGAUGAAGCAGGUCAGUUGGCCCAUCGUGACGAAUUCAACAAGAAUUGUUCACGAUGGUUCCACGUGGACGUCGACCUAAUAGGGCAUAUUGCUAGCAAUGGGGCUGUCAAACUCCAUUGCUAACAAUCCCUUUCCCCCCACAAAAUGUGUUGCGUUAUUUACAUAUAGAAAUGAUUAAUUAUAUCAACAAUUGAAAAUAAUCUGUUAACGGAAUACUAUUUUAAAUGUAAGUAUAAGAUUGUUCUGUAAUUUAAAUUAAACCUUAAUGCGUUUAUAUAAAUAAUCGAUUAUAUAUUUUAUUGUCACAUUAAUAUUAUAUAUUACAUGUUCAUUUAACAUUAUGUAUAGUUCAUAUCAAUAAGUUUGCCCUUGUAUGACGAGAUUACGAGCCACACACCAGGCUAGAAUAAUCACGAACAAAGAUUAUUUGUUCUUAAGCACAGCGAGUGUAUGACAUAUUUUGUUGUGUAUUAGAAAUUUUGACUUACACACGACGGACAUUUUGUAUUUAGAUAUUUUUUUUGUCUCUAAGUCCACUUGGGAAGACAGAUCGUAUUCCUAAGAUCGGACGUCAUUUUAAAUGUUGGACCGAUCAUAAUAUCUGAAUUUAAUAUCAAGUAGAUAGAUAUACGACUUUGUAGAGUCCGCAGACAAACUGUCCGUCGUCUGACAAACAUGUUGUAGCGUACAAAAAACUUUACAAAUGAAAUGAGUGCCGAUAUAAGCACAAUAUUUUUUAAUCAAUUUGACAUUAUUUUCUUAAAUUGAUUUUUAAUCAUACAUAUUUAAUUUACAAAUUAUAUGAAGAAUUAUUUUUGUAAAUACAAUUGAUUUUAUUAUAUAUAAUGCAUUUUAUUGAGAUUAUUUAAUUUGGAAUAGUUUAAGCGGGUUAUUACACUACCAUAAUUUAAAUCAAUAUAGUACUUUAUUAUAUUUAAUCUGUGGAGUUUUCCGAGGACUGCGGGUUCGAUUAUAGUACAAUAGUAGCAUUUGUAUUCAAUUCGUAUUAUACUGGGCUUUUCUACAAAUUUAACAUGCAUUUACAAUACUAAAAAUAUUAUGUUACAAGAUUCUAUUCAGUUUGGUACUAGAUGGCGCUGUGCUUUAGUAUGAUUUAGAAAUAUUGAUGGUCGAUUAUUUAAAAGUCGAUAACGCGCUAGUGACAACCCUGAUAUUGUAGGUGUCCAUAAAUUACGGUUGCCGUUUAACAUCAGAGACUCCGUAUAAAUAAUUGCCAACACAGAAGUAAAAAAGAAAAUUAAAUCAAUUUUCAUUUAGAGCCCAUAUAAUUAUGAUAGUGCAAUAACCCUUUGAUAUUUUUUUUUUUGCUGUCGAUUGCACGUAACUUAAAAUGUUUGUAAUAAAGAAUGUUUCAAUGUAGAUAGUGGGUAUUCAUAUAACGAAUGGUAUCGUAAAUCAUCAAUGUGUGUGAUCAAUAAACAGGCACAAUUUUGUACAUUUUGUAAUGUUUGGUGCUACAGUGAUUUUGUGGUGUAAUCUAUGAAAUAUAAAAUAAUUCUAUCAA